CUGGAGACUGCGAAAGGUAUGUUAAACUAACAUCUUUUUACUUAUCAUAACCAACUAAUUUCCAGGCGCCGCUCUUGCUGCCAUAUGUGAUGCUCAACGCCGAAGAAAGAAGUGAGUAUUUUACGUUUCAGAAAGAGAACGUUUUUAAGAAAUCUGCAGAAAUCUUUUUAAAUUUUGCGAGAUUUUCACCUCUCAGAAUCAUUUCAAUGUUUGUUAAUGUUGAUUGCUUUCUCUCCAUCAUAAUUUUUGCUCUACUCUAUUCGAGAAAACAGUACUUUUCGAAAAAUUCAGAGUUUUUCAACUGCGUCUUUCAACUGUAUCAAUCUUAUUCAGAUGCAUUUGUUUUUCGGGUUUCUCUCGCGCGUUUCUAACUGACUGAAUACUUCAACGUUCAAAGUAAUUUUCUUUCAGCCAGCCAGUCGCGGAAGUAUCCGAAAUGAAGAGGCGACGAAUCUGGAAUGAGGAUGCAACAAACCGCUCGCGCUUUUGGAAGAUGAUGUAAGUUUUUUUUAACUCAAAGAUAACUUUAAAAGCCAAGAAACCGCUUUGAAAUUGUUCAAUUGUACAAUGCCUGGAGAACAUGCCCUAUAACCACAUUUCCUGUAAAUGUUUACUUACAACCCUGGAUUUUAGUGGUAGUUAUAGGCCAUGUUCUCCGCGUAUUGUACAUAACUUGUAAAAAAAUAAAUUGUAAGCUAUUUAACUUUAUUCUAUCUAAUUCUCUGACUUACUUCUGAUAAAUAUUGGGCCAAAAAUUAAUAAGCUAUUAUUUUUUUAUUUUUAGAUGCUUGAAUUCAAAAUAAAUCCAAAGACAACGCGAAAAAGUCAAAAUUUUUCAAAUAGUGAUUCAAAGUUAUUUAGGUGCCAACUCAAUCGGCAACAAUUACGAUACUGGAGCAUCCAACAUCUCGGUAAUUUUAAUUUUAUGUUUUGUUUAUUUUUUCAAUAAUAAAUAUAAUGAAAUCACUAUCCUUCAUAAUGUGGUUACUCGGCGUCUCCGAAAUCCCGAUUUCCGGGUUCACCAGAAAAAAAAGAAUCCAAAUUAUUGUUCAACAGAGCAAUUUUGCUGCAUCUGGAUGGAAAAUUAGAGUGCUGCAAAAAAGCAUUUAUGUGCACGAUUGCGUUAUGGUGUUUGCGGUUUCGCGUUUUUUUUUUGGUUUUGGCUUUUUACUGGAAGAAGUUGUCUCGAGCUAAUUUAUGUUCUCGGAGUAAAAAUCCCGAGUAAACCUCUACAAAUCUGUGCACCAAGUGAACAGAUGAUUAUGCCCGAUGGUGAAUGAAUAAGUUAAAGCAUAAGCGCCCUUGGUCCACUAGUAUAUUUAAAUUAUGGCACGUGCGCACAAAAAUAGAAAAUUUAUUGAAUUUGUUUACUUUUACAACGACACUCCGCUUGCCCGCUGUUUAGCGCAACACGAGAAAAUUUUCAUUUUUCGUUUUUUUUUCGCUGGGUUUUCAGGUUUCCGGGGAAAAUUGGUGGAUUUCAGUCAAAAAUUGAAUUUUUAGAUUUCUACAAGACUAGAAUUAUCGCUUCCAACAGAAAAUUCGGGGAUUAUCGAAGAAAUGUGGGUUUUUUCUAGAGAAACACUGUUUCGAUUGAAAUUUUUGAGUUUUCAGGGUAAAAAAUGAUAUCAAAUGUGAUUGGUUGAAUUUGAAGCGAUAUUCGAUGGGAAUUUGA
This is a messenger RNA of Caenorhabditis angaria, 1675 nucleotides long. Lineage: Eukaryota; Metazoa; Nematoda; Chromadorea; Rhabditida; Rhabditidae. The record is from the annotation of a GenBank genome assembly.